AUGGCAAAGCCACAUAAAGUUAAAGACCUCAAGGGCGUUCUACGCAGCGAUUUCCACUGGGGUUACGCAACAGCAGCAACCCAAGUCGAGGGAGGCUGGAACGCCGAUGACAAGGGCCUCUCAAUCUGGGACACCUUCGCCCACACUCCUCGAAAAGUGAAAGACGGGAGCACACCCGACGAUGCAGUGCUCUCAUACUACAAAUACAAAGAGGACGUGGCGCUCAUGAAGUCAUACGGAGUCACUGCGUACCGAUUCUCGCUAUCUUGGUCACGGAUCAUCCCUCUCGGUGGAAAAGAUGAUCCUGUGAAUGAGGCAGGGUUGCAAUAUUAUGAGAAUCUGAUCGACGAGUUGCUGGAGAAUGGGAUCACGCCGUUCGUGACGCUUUUUCAUUGGGAUACGCCGCAGGCACUCGAAGACCGGUAUGGCGGAAUGUUAAACAAGGAGAUGUAUACGCCUGAUUUUGUGAAUUAUGCGAGGGUGUGCUUUGAGAGGUUGGGGGAUAGAGUGAAGCAUUGGAUCACCUACAAUGAGCCGGGUGUGUAUACGUUAGCUGGGUAUGCGGCGGGGGUUCAUGCACCGGCCAGGUCGUCGAAUCGGAAGUUGAAUGCUGAGGGUGAUUCUUCUACGGAACCGUUUAUUGUUGGACAUACGGAGCUUGUUUCGCAUGCGUAUGCUGUUCAGUUGUAUCGAGAGAUGUUCCAGCAUCAGCAGAAGGGAAUGAUUGGGAUCACGCUUCAUGGAAAUUACUCGGAACCCUGGGAUUCAGACGAUCCUUUGGAUCAAGAAGCCGCAGAACGAGCACGAGAAUUCGAGAUAGCAUGGUACGCCGAUCCCGUAUACAAGACCGGAGACUAUCCAGCGAGCAUGCGUGCCCAGCUCGGCGACCGAUUGCCCCACUUCACAGCAGAAGAAUCGAAACUCACCCUAGGUAGCUCCGACUUCUACGGGAUGAAUAGCUACACUACAUUCUUCGUCAGACAUCUAGAUACGCCACCAGAUAUCAACGACCAUUCUGGAAAUAUCGAGAAACUGGAUACGAAUAAGCAAGGAGUUUCUAGAGGACCGGAAAGUGAUACAUACUGGCUUCGCACCAACCCAGCCGGUUUUCGGAAACUGUUAAACUGGAUUUGGAAACGAUAUGGUAUCCCGAUUUAUAUCACCGAGAAUGGGACGACGGCAAAAGCGGAGACAGAGCCGAGUGAGGAGGUCUUGAAUGAUACCUUUCGGAUUGAGUUCUUUGAGGGGUAUAUAGGUGCGGUUGCACGUGCUGUGAAAGAGGAUGGUGUAGAUAUCAGGAGCUACUUUGCUUGGACGUUUACGGAUAAUUGGGAAUGGGCUGCGGGGUAUACAGAUAGAUUUGGGGUUACGUUUGUGGAUUUUGAGUCGAAGGAUAAGAAGAGAUAUCCGAAAAAGUCGGCGACAGUGAUCAGAGAGUUGUUCCAGCAUAUGGUUAAGAAGGAAUAA
This is a messenger RNA of Hyaloscypha bicolor E, 1467 nucleotides long. RefSeq names its product glycoside hydrolase family 1 protein. NCBI's taxonomy places the organism in Eukaryota, Fungi, Ascomycota, Leotiomycetes, Helotiales, Hyaloscyphaceae. The transcript has 2 exons. Bases 1 to 1467 code for a protein of 488 amino acids. Gene Ontology annotation, biological process: carbohydrate metabolic process. The record is from RefSeq and is a predicted model, not a curated record. Gene Ontology annotation, molecular function: beta-glucosidase activity.